This is a messenger RNA of Alternaria burnsii, 1770 nucleotides long. RefSeq lists its product as uncharacterized. The coding region runs from base 1 to 1770 and encodes 589 amino acids. The transcript has 2 exons. The record is from RefSeq and is a predicted model, not a curated record. Lineage: Eukaryota; Fungi; Ascomycota; Dothideomycetes; Pleosporales; Pleosporaceae.
AUGCAUUCGUUAAGAGGAUGGAAUUGGUUGGCUCUGGGUGGUCUGGUUGGACUGGUACACAGCGCUGCAUUGCCUGUUAUUACACCUGCGCCGCAACCAGACCGAGUUGGCAUUCGGUCACUAAAGUAUAGGCAAGACCCUGAUGCCAUCGAAAUAUUACAGGUGCUUAUUACUGCACUACCACUUUCGCUACGGCAAAUCGCUGCGACGAACAUACCCGCAGUCUCGAGCAUACUAUGGGAGGAAUUCUUGGACGACAACCGGCCAGACUGGUUCAACGAGCUCCCAUAUGAUAUACAGUCUUACUUCAUACAAGAAUUCGGACCAGCGACGGCAGCGCCACCUGCGAGCGAAGCAUUGCCCACUGAUGUCACCGCAUCCGCAACGGAGGUACCAACAGGGGCAGCCUCGAAUACAGAUUCGUCAGUGAUAGAAACACUGUCCACUAGUGCGGUGGACUCUUCUAGGACAUCAGGAUCCGAAAGCUUGAGUACAACACCUACGCCUAUGCCAUCUUCGACUAGUCUCUUGAGCGAUACAUCCAGUCUGGCGUCAUCCUCAGAAUCUUCUUCUGCGUCUUCAACUAUCUUUUCAACUUCGCCAUCGCCAUCAAGUUCCUCUGCGACUCCAAGCUCGACCACAGAUCCUCUAGCGCCAGCAUCCAGCGAUUCUGGCCUGACAAGACGCGAGAAAAUUGGGCUGGGUGUAGGUGUGCCACUAGCCGUACUUGCGAUUGCCGCAAUAUUGUUUGGAUGCUGCUUUAUCCUGCGCAGAAGGAGAAGAAGAUCCAUUGAAGGCAGUCAACCCCCCUCAUCACCCGGCUUCAUUCCUCGUUUCUCAUUCCAGGACCGAGGCCUCAGCGUCGAGAAUUUCGAACACAGGCGACCCUUGAACCCCGCAGCACAACAGAAAAGCCGGUUUGUGGAAGACAUGAACUGGGAAGAUGAUGGCUAUGACCCGGCACCUAUGUCUACAGCCUACCAGGGCCAUACGAUACCACCGGCUGCAGGCGUGUCUCACCCUAACCAAGGGUAUUCUUUGCCAGUAGAAUCAACACCAAUGACGAUGCAAGACAACCACACGCCCAUUCUAGCGCCCGCGCUCUAUCAUAGCCACUCGUCAAACCGAGCCCGUGGCCGACGAACAAGCUACACUAGUCUUCACUCUGUGGCCGAAGUCACAGAACCUGACGACGAAAUGAACGGAGAGUCCCCUAUCCUAGGGCGUCACAACUCACCCCCCAAGACAGGUCCUCGAAGACCCGGUAUGUCUGCCUUGGACACGCUACCUGUUGCCGCUGUAGCGAGCAUAAAGCGAAAGCCUGUACCCACAAGUCCGAUCAGUAGCCCUGCAGCGGAAGCAUCCCGAGGCCUCCUCCGACCCUCUCUGGCACAAAACACCGCCGAUCAUAGUGGUAGCAGUUCCUCCGGUCUUGCCGUCUCCAGUAUGUCUUCCAACUCUGGGCACGUAUACCACUCAGACGAUUCCGCGCCCAUUUCUCCCAUUACGCACCAGAAAACGUCUUCGAACCCCUUUGCAGGCGGAUAUUCCUAUCUUGAGGAUUACGGCCCUGAGUAUUCGAACGAUGGGUACAACGACCAGGAUGACGAGCUGUAUGGCGGACACAGGACUUUGGAUCGGUAUCCAGACCCCAAUCCGCCAAUGAGAAAAAGCAGCAAGACAGAAUGGCCAUUGAGAAACGUCAUGGGUGGCGGUGGUCAGAAGAGGACGAGAAGUCCCAUGUGGGAUCGUGUUUAUGAACGUGUAUGA